UUAUUCUCUCUCACAUUAUUCGUUGACAGUGACAUCUGUUUGUCACUAGCUACACUGAUCCAUUGACAGUUGCUAUGUACCAUGUGUUGCUGACUCCCGGAGAUUUCCGAUGUUCUCCGAUUUUCACCGAUAUCCAGCAUAAAACGAGAAAGAAAAAAUGUCUCACUGGCAUCAAGCUUGUUGUACGUACAGUGCGUGUUCUCCCAUUAAGCACAAACAAUGGUGUUAAAAAUAUAGUUUUUAUACAAUCCCCAAGUAUUGAAAAAAUUCCCCAGUGACCAAGUGAUUUUUAAAUACCCAGUACUCUGAUUUUUUAAAUCAUCAAUAACGAGUUCGUGACGCCGGGGCGUAUCCCAAAAAAUUUGAGGACUCAUUGCUCCAAUUUUUUUGACACAAUUCCAACAAUUUUCUACAUUCAUACAACGAUACUCCGUAACCAAACCACUGCCAAGUUGUGUAUUAGCACAAACUCCGACUAGAUAAAAAUCGUUCUCAGGGCAAUCCAUGAGUCUUCCUCAAGAACAAGAACAAAGAACCAAUUUAUCAUUAAUCAUCGUCCUGAAAAAAAAAAAUGCUGAAUUCGUCACGAAGAUUUCCGUGGAACCGAUGACUCGUCAGCACAGGAAUUAACGCAUUUCUUUACAAAAACGAAAGAGAGGCAAAAAGAAGAGAUCAAGAGCUACAAUCAAGAAGUCCUUGAAUAAAUUUCAAGUGUUAAGAGGUGGUUAACAACUCCACUAGCACUAGCCAAUGUGUGACUCGACUGACGCUUAUGUACAAAAACUCAGUUACCUCCACCUGGGGGAUGCAGUAGAGCAAGCUGUGUCGCAUGGCACUGGCUCCAAGCCAGAGGGCCAGGUGCCAGUGCCAAGCCCCCAGCACCAUCAUCCACAGUACCAUCCGCAGUAUCGUGAUGUACGAUCAAAUAGAUCGCUGGUAGCUAUCGAUAAUUUUAUCGAUGAUCCGGGAGAUCCUCGACAAACAUCAGGUGAUUACAAGCACUAUGACAGAGAUAACAUUUCCACAACGAGAUUUCCUCCAAAGUCCUUGGAUCCAAUUGAUCAGGAUCAGAAUCGUGGCCAUGCACCACUGUACGAGAAUAUAGAGUACUAUCCACCAUCGGCCCCAACUCAUGCCCCUUACUACCACGCAAUAGAUAAGAAGAGUCCUAGAGGUAGUCCUCGAGCCUCACUCGCUGAAUCCUACGAAGCUUCAUUCAGAAAAGCCCAGCCCCAGGUGCCCACUGGCAAUCGCUACCAAACAUCCUCCCCAGCGAAGGAACUACCACCAUACGAAGCACCCCCAGUCUAUGAGAACAUCCAAGAAAUAGCCUACCAUGAUCCAGAGCCGCAGAACAAACCUGGCCCCCAAGUGCCAAACUACUACCACACCACCAACAUCAACGGAGGUGACUACGUUGUGAUGACUGGAAAAGCCCAGCAGCAGAGACCGACUCGUGUCCAGUCGUACGACGCAGCACUGGGGACAAAUCCCUCAAGAUAUCUAGUAUCAUCGAACUCAUCUGGGGAUCUGCAAGCUGGGAGGAGUGCCUAUGUUCCACCCUCCGAGCUCCAGCAUCCGAGUUCCCCGAGAUCGUUAUCGAAUCCUUAUCAAAGCGAUUCACCCCCAAUUCGACUGCCAGCGGAGGCUCAUUAUCGAGGUAAUUCUGAGAUUCAUGGGGCCCACAACUACCGGGGCUUCACCCAGCCUGAGGCAUAUCGUCAGGAGAAUGGACAGAAUUACAAGCAUUAUGUUGAGACAGGUCAGGGACGCGCACCCCAAGUGCCGUCUCCGUCGUCGAGACCGAUGCCUGCGGGGUACCAAAGGAAUGUCACUGGGUCCUGGAAUCCUCAGAAUGAACGGCGAGAUUACCCGAGAAAUCCAGGGGUGUAUCCGCCCAGUCGUCCGGAAAUGAGGAUUAAUAUGCAGCAGAGUGAUAAGACCUCCGAGGGACAUGAAUCACCAACAUCAAACAGGAGUUCUCCCCUCUAUGCGAUUCCUCACGCUGGUCGCGAGCAGAGAAAUCCCAGUCAGGAAGUGAAGAAUUCACCCAAGACCAGUCCCACUCACGUACCAAUGAGCCCUCAAGGACAUUUGAAUUCAUCAAUUGUCUCAAGACAAGUUCCAGCUACCAAUGCAGCCACUUCUGCGGGUUCUCCUGUUCGAGGACAGGUCCAGGCGGCUGUGACUAGUGCAGCAACAAUAUCGAGCGAUGAUUUAUCGAGAAAUGCUCCCAGGAUCACGAGUUUACCGCCGGGUGUUACCAGUGGAGUUGCUGGACCAGUGUUCCUCAAUGCAGGGGUUCCUGUGCUUCAGAAAUCCAUUGAACCCGAGGAGAAGAGAACAGCGAGUCCAAAGCCUGUGGCGGGAAAAGGUCUGUUACCUUAUAAUGUCACUCCACCCAGGCCUUCCGGUCCUACAGAGGCAGAGCGGAAGAUUGAGGAGCUCACCAGACAACUUGAAGAGGAGAUGGAGAAGCAAGAGGAGGAGGGAGAGUACUUUGGAAUUUGUCACACGUGCGGGGAGAAAGUUACUGGUGCUGGACAGGCUUGUCAAGCUAUGGGAAAUCUUUAUCACACUAAUUGUUUCAUCUGCUGCUCCUGUGGACGAGCUUUGCGGGGAAAGGCGUUCUAUAAUGUACAUGGCAAGGUUUACUGCGAAGAGGAUUAUCUGUACUCUGGAUUCCAACAGACUGCGGAGAAAUGCGCGAUUUGCGGACACCUCAUUAUGGAAAUGAUUCUCCAGGCUAUGGGUAAAUCGUAUCAUCCUGGGUGCUUUAGAUGCUGCGUUUGCAAUGAAUGCCUCGAUGGUGUUCCAUUCACUGUUGAUGUAGAUAAUAAAAUUUACUGCGUUAAUGAUUAUCACAGAAUGUUUGCACCAAAAUGUGCUUCGUGUGGUAAAGGCAUCACACCGGUUGAGGGUACAGAAGAAACUGUGAGAGUAGUAUCAAUGGAUCGUGAUUUCCACGUAGAUUGUUACGUUUGCGAGGACUGUGGUAUGCAACUGACUGAUGAGCCGGAUAAACGCUGUUAUCCACUGGACGGUAGACUCAUGUGUCGUGCAUGUCACAUUCAAAGAAUAUCCCAUACUCAACCACGUGCACCACAACCAGUCUCCGCUAGCUAUCAAUUCAUGGGUUAAUCUUUCAUUUUAUUUCUGCAAACUAAUUUAUUAAGUAAUUCUAGAGACCAAUAUUUAUUAUUUUAACAUUCUUUUUUAUUUGAAUCCACACGAGGAGUCUGUUGCUGUGAUAAAUGAUAAUAGCAUAAUUUGUUUUUAAUUCAUCUUGACACGAAUAUUUUUUUAUAAUUUUAAUGUUAGGGAAUGCGAAUUCAUGGAAUACUAUACCUAUCAUAACCUCGAUGUCCAUAAUAUUGAUAACGUAAUUGCUAGAUGAUUAUCGUCAUUCGAAUCACUAUCGCUCCAGCAUCAGCUAUAUACUCCAGUAGUUUUGAAAUCGUUGUAGAUAAGUACUUAUUUAUAUUCAACGUACAAACGGUGUAUACCAUUGAUUAAUACAAUAAAACCUUCAAAUUCAA
This is a messenger RNA of Diachasmimorpha longicaudata, 3539 nucleotides long. It is a transcript of the gene jub, whose product is annotated as LIM domain-containing protein jub. Gene Ontology annotation, biological process: regulation of DNA-templated transcription; negative regulation of hippo signaling; cytoskeleton organization. Gene Ontology annotation, molecular function: transcription corepressor activity. The transcript is spliced from 4 exons. Lineage: Eukaryota; Metazoa; Arthropoda; Insecta; Hymenoptera; Braconidae. The record is from RefSeq and is a predicted model, not a curated record. Gene Ontology annotation, cellular component: transcription regulator complex; P-body; adherens junction. The coding region runs from base 751 to 3141 and encodes 796 amino acids.